This is a messenger RNA of Acanthosepion pharaonis, 1134 nucleotides long. NCBI's taxonomy places the organism in Eukaryota, Metazoa, Mollusca, Cephalopoda, Sepiida, Sepiidae. The record is from the annotation of a GenBank genome assembly.
AUGUCUUCUACAAACGCGCCCUUUCUUUUUUUUUUUUCUCUCCCUCAAAGCCGCCAUUUCUCCUUUCAUUUUUCUCUUUCUUCUCUUCAUCCAGUACAUCACGUUUUAACGACCAACUACAACACUACAACAUUUUUCGUGGCCGUCCUGCACUCUUUGCCUCUCUUAAUUAAGUGGUCGCUUGUUUUUUGUUCACACUUUAUCCUUAAAGAUGCAAAGAAAGAUUAUUGGCAGCGUCUGAGUCCGGCUUUUGUUUUAUACCGAUUACUGACGGCUUUUUUCACCGUCUCCUGCCUGGUCAACUACAUCAUUUCAACUAGCAAUGACCCGGACACUGACCACAACGUGAUGGCUUAUCUCACUACGUGGGCUUAUAUAGUUUUAGUCCUUCAUUUCCAUUUGGCGGCCAUCAUUACUUGCUAUUGGACUUACAAACGAUAUCGAGGCGACAUAGAUGUUUCUAACUACACUACCGUCAUUGCGAGGUCUCGUUUACGUAAGGAUGGCAGAGUUAAACCACCACCGCCUCCCGCUGCCGUUCAACUAACGGCUUCUUCCACGAUAGGCGAUGUAUUAGACCGGCCAGUCCUAGAAACGCAAGAAAGUGUCGAAUCGGCCGUCUUUAUCGAAAAUACUGAUCAAACCACUUGGUAUAUGAAACUGUCUUGGAUGUUCUAUAAUAUAACGUUCGUUUCAGCGAUUGUGGUCACGUUGGUGUUUUUUGGUGCUGUCUACCCGAACUUGAGUCCUGAGGACCGGAAAGCGGCGCUAGGAAUUUCGUUUGAGGACCUCAGUGUCCAUGGUCUUAAUACUCUUUUAGUAUUAAUGGAGGUUGCCCUGUCUGCUUACCCGGUUCGCCUGCUUCACGCUCUCUAUCCAAUUCUUUACGGCCUUCUUUAUAUGAUUUUUAAUAUUAGUUAUUGGUCUUUCGAUAUGAAGCACAAUAUUAUCUACGAAGGGAUGCUCGACUGGAACCACCCAAUUCGGUGUCUGAUUCUUGUUGUUGCCCUUGUUUUCUUUGUGACGCCACUUCUUCAAAUUGUUCAUUUUCUCUUUUACAAACUGCGUGACACCGUUUUUAAUAGGACCUCAAGACAGGAUUCAAUCAGUACGAUCAAUACCGGUGACGUAUGA